CACCUCGUCAACAAGCCUUGGAAGGAUUGCCAUAUCUCUGUCAAAGCCAGCAGUAAGGAACGCCUAGAUCUAAGCAUGGCGCAAAUAGCAGAAUUGAAGAAGCGUCGACUUCAAGACUAUGGCUUUCAUCUCGAGUACAGGACAAGAUGGAGUGAUAAUGACAUGUACGACCACAUGAAUAAUAGUGUUUAUUACUUUCUCUUCGACAGCAUCGUCAAUACAUACCUCAUGACGCAUUGCAAGCUCGACCCACCCACAUCGCCUUUGAUCGGGCUUGUGGUACACUCGCAAUGCGAUUAUCUGGCCCCGGUUGGCUUUCCCGCUCUGGUUGAUCUCGGUCUACGAGUCAAGAAGCUAGGAAAGAGCAGCGUCACCUACGAGAUUGGUGUGUUCGAACGAAGCGUCGAGGAAGUGAAGGCUGUCGGCGAGUUUGUGCAUGUGUUCGUGGAUAGGAAAAGCAGGCGGCCGAGAGCGGAAGGCAUGACUGCGACCAUGAAGGAGCAGUUGGGAUCAUUAGUAGAUACCAAGGCGAAGCUAUAAUCGAGGUCUCCUUGGCUGUAAGGCGACAGAUGUCAGCAAUCAAAAGGCACGAACCAAUUCCUUUCGAAGCAAGGCCCAGUGAGAGCAGCGAGUUUCGAGCCGUUCACUGGACCUCUACCGCAACUGAAAAACACUCUGCCUCUUUACAGCACGUAAUGU
Molecule: messenger RNA, 699 nt
Organism: Aureobasidium pullulans EXF-150
Lineage: Eukaryota; Fungi; Ascomycota; Dothideomycetes; Dothideales; Saccotheciaceae
Product: Thioesterase/thiol ester dehydrase-isomerase
Exons: 3
Coding region: 76-540 (154 amino acids)
Cellular component (GO): mitochondrion
Molecular function (GO): fatty acyl-CoA hydrolase activity
Source: RefSeq, a predicted model, not a curated record